CGCCGAGAGCGCAUGUGUAAAAGACGUUUCCAAUUCGAAUUGCAAUUGGAGAAUUUGAAAAUUGUGCAGGAAUAAAAAUUAAAGUGAUAGAAGAUUUACAGUCGUGACAUGAUUAUACAAAACUCAAAUUUUCAAGUGAGGAAGUUGUAAGUGUUAUUUCAGUUCUAGUGUUUUUGUGAAAAUUUACAUGAGCAGAAUUAUUCAAGAGUUUAAACUGUAUGACCUUUGUUUAAGUGCCAUCGACGAGGACAAGCAAAAUAUUUAAGGAUUCAUUCAAAUACUUAUAAGUUUUGAGAGCUGUUGGCAUCUAUAGAUACUUGAGAAUUUUCUCCUAUCAAAGAAGUUUCCUUAUUCAAACAACAACAAUAACUAUGGCAAAACACCAAAAAGCAUUUAUCCUACUACUAGUUGCAUCAACGAUAUCCCUAGCAACCGCUAAACACCACAAAGAAGAACAUCAUCCAAUAUUUAUAGACAACCCUGAGCCUUCCAAAGAAGCAGGCUUAGAUUUACCAAUUGCCCUUAUUCCAUCUGAUGACAUUCAGAAGAAAGAUGAUAAUAUUUUGGUAAAGAGUGAAGAAGUAAAUAUUGACAAGAAACUAAAACCAGCAGAACUGGUGUUUAAUAAAAAAUAUUUUGAUGACAACCCGUUGAUACCACCUUCACAUGAUGCUUUGGUACCCAAAGUUGUUUGUGAAGAAGGUAGUAAAGACUGUGAAAAACAUAAAAAGAAAGAUAAAAGAUCAGGAAGACACAGGAGACACCACAAACACAGGCGAUCUCGAAGGGCAAGUGGAGAUAAGAAAGAUGAUAAAAAAGUUGAAGACACUGAUAUAGACAAACCACAAUCCGAUGCCCCAUAUGAUUUAGUUGCUGCUGAAUCUUACGCAAGUAACCCUUGUUUGUUACCAUAUACUCCUAGAUGUGGAGGCCCAAGUUACGAUAUUGUAAAUCCAUUUGAACGUCGAUAUAAUGGUAAUUACUAUCAGUUACCACGACAAUCACCAUCCAACUACUACUUACCAGUAGUACCACCUGUUAGCAUUGGUCGUUGGGUUCCAGAUACAUCCAUUCGUUAUUUUCCUAUCAACAGAGUUUAUUGGAAUCCUGGAUAUCCAUAUGAUAAUAGGCCCUAUCUACCACCUUUCAGACCAACAAAACGUCCAAAUACAAUUGAUCGGCCAGGAGCAACAGAAAAGCCUGACAUUGAAAAUCGUUUCCCUGGACAAGUAGAAGACUACGAUGAUCGUCCAAUCUGGGACUAUGUAGUGCCACGAGUGCCUUCUCCAACAAAACGGCCUGCACCACCUCUAAACCAUGCUCAGGAAAUUGAGCAAUCUAAAAGGCCAAGUGCUGGAUCCAGUCCCACAAACCAAGUCCAACAGAACGAGGGACGUCCAAAUCAACGACCCAGCCAAUCCCAACGCCCAUCAGGCGGAUUUUCUUCAUCAUCCAGUAGUUCAUCAUCUUCUAGUUUUGGAGGACAACCCCAAACAGCCCAACAAAGUGCUUCAAGGAUCGGAAGAUGUGUUUAUGCAAUUAUCAAUUGCUGUGAUCCAAGAUCAAGAGAUGUACAUUUAGAGUGCUUCGAGAGGCUGGAUUGUCCUGGACCAUUCUGGGAUAGAAACCCUUGCAGUAGUGAAUUGGCCAUCGCUGCCUUGACGGCGGCGAAUAGUAUAAUUGGUUGAAUCAUGGUUGAAUCUUGACUUUGGGAUUUAAAUUUUGGAUGAGAAUGAUAAAUUCAAUAAUCUAUAAUGUACCAAACAGCGGCUUAUAAUGUGACUAUUGAUAUCGAACUUUUGCAGUACA
Ctenocephalides felis (cat flea) is the source of this 1809-nucleotide messenger RNA. RefSeq lists its product as uncharacterized. The transcript is spliced from 8 exons. NCBI's taxonomy places the organism in Eukaryota, Metazoa, Arthropoda, Insecta, Siphonaptera, Pulicidae. The coding region runs from base 372 to 1688 and encodes 438 amino acids. The record is from RefSeq and is a predicted model, not a curated record.